Molecule: messenger RNA, 9126 nt
Organism: Nycticebus coucang (slow loris)
Lineage: Eukaryota; Metazoa; Chordata; Mammalia; Primates; Lorisidae
Gene: SIK2
Product: salt inducible kinase 2
Exons: 15
Coding region: 9-2774 (921 amino acids)
Biological process (GO): protein phosphorylation; intracellular signal transduction; microtubule cytoskeleton organization
Cellular component (GO): cytoplasm
Molecular function (GO): tau-protein kinase activity; magnesium ion binding; protein serine/threonine kinase activity
Source: RefSeq, a predicted model, not a curated record
GGCCCAGCAUGGUCAUGGCGGAUGGCCCGAGGCACUUGCAGCGCGGGCCGGUCCGGGUGGGGUUCUACGACAUCGAGGGCACGCUGGGCAAGGGCAACUUCGCCGUGGUGAAGCUGGGGCGGCACCGGAUCACCAAGACGGAGGUGGCGAUAAAAAUAAUAGAUAAAUCUCAGCUGGAUGCAGUGAACCUUGAGAAAAUCUACCGAGAAGUACAAAUAAUGAAAAUGUUAGACCACCCCCACAUAAUCAGACUUUAUCAGGUAAUGGAGACCAAAAGUAUGUUGUACCUUGUGACAGAAUAUGCCAAAAAUGGAGAAAUUUUUGACUAUCUUGCAAAUCAUGGCCGGUUAAAUGAGUCUGAAGCCAGGCGAAAAUUCUGGCAAAUUCUGUCUGCUGUCGAUUAUUGUCAUGGUCGGAAGAUUGUGCACCGUGACCUCAAGGCAGAAAAUCUCCUGCUGGAUAACAACAUGAACAUCAAAAUUGCAGAUUUCGGUUUUGGAAAUUUCUUUAAAAGUGGUGAACUACUGGCAACGUGGUGUGGCAGCCCCCCUUAUGCAGCCCCGGAAGUCUUUGAAGGACAGCAAUAUGAAGGACCACAGCUGGAUAUUUGGAGUAUGGGAGUUGUUCUUUACGUCCUUGUCUGUGGAGCGCUGCCUUUUGAUGGACCAACUCUGCCGAUUUUGAGGCAGAGGGUUUUAGAAGGAAGAUUCCGGAUUCCGUAUUUCAUGUCAGAAGAUUGUGAGCACCUUAUUCGAAGGAUGUUGGUCCUAGACCCCUGCAAACGGCUAACCAUCGCUCAGAUUAAGGAGCACAAGUGGAUGCUCAUAGAAGUUCCUGUGCAGAGGCCUGUUCUGUAUCCACAAGAGCAAGAAAACGAGCCGUCCAUCGGGGAGUUCAAUGAACAGGUUCUGCGCUUGAUGCACAGCCUUGGAAUAGACCAGCAGAAAACCAUCGAGUCUUUGCAGAACAAGAGCUAUAACCACUUUGCUGCCAUUUAUUUCUUGUUGGUGGAGCGCCUGAAAUCACAUAGGAGCAGUUUUCCGGUGGAGCAGAGACUUGAUGGCCGCCAGCGUCGGCCUAGCACCAUUGCUGAACAAACAGUUGCCAAGGCACAGACUGUGGGACUCCCCGUGACCGUGCACUCCCCCAACAUGAGACUGCUGCGCUCGGCCCUCCUCCCACAGGCAGCCAACGUGGAGGCCUUUUCCUUUCCAGCGUCAGGCUGUCAGGCAGAAGCAGCAUUUAUGGAAGAAGAGUGUGUGGACACGCCAAAGGUAAACGGCUGCCUGCUCGACCCUGUGCCUCCCGCCCUGCUGAGGAAGGGCUGCCAGUCACUGCCCAGCGACAUGAUGGAGACCUCCAUUGAUGAAGGGCUGGAGACAGAAGGCGAGGCUGAGGAAGACCCCAGCCAUUCCUUUGAGGCCUUUCAGUCCACGCGCAGUGGGCAGAGGCGGCACACUCUGUCCGAGGUGACCAAUCAGGUGGUCGUGGUGCCUGCAGGAGGGAAAAUUUACUCCAUGAGCGACACCCCAUCCCUUGACAGUGUGGACUCUGAGUAUGAUAUGGGGUCUGUUCAGAGGGACCUGAACUUUCUAGAGGAAAACACCUCCCUGAAGGACAUGAUGUUAGCCAAUCAGCCCUCACCCCGUAUGACAUCUCCCUUCGUAAGCUUGAGACCCACCAACCCAGCCAUGCAGGCUCUGAGCUCCCAGAAACGAGAGGCCCACAAUAGGUCGCCAGUGAGCUUCCGGGAGGGCCGCCGGGCAUCGGACACCUCCCUCACCCAAGGAAUUGUAGCAUUUAGACAACAUCUUCAGAAUCUGGCCAGAACCAAAGGAAUCCUAGAGUUGAACAAAGUGCAGCUGUUAUAUGAACAAAUAGGAUCAGAGGCGGACCCGUCGGCUGCCUCUCAGCUCCAGGACCUGGCCAGCAGUUGCCCUCAGGAGGAAGUUUCUCAGCAGCAGGACAGCGUCUCCACCCUCCCCACCAGUGUGCACCCUCAGCUCUCCCAGCGGCAGAGCCUGGAGUCCCAGUUUCUGCAGCACAGACUCCAGAAGCCCAGCCUUCUGUCAAAGGCCCAGAAUACCUGUCAGCUUUAUUGCAAAGAACCACCUCGGAGCCUCGAACAGCAGCUGCAGGAGCACAGGCUCCAACAGAAGCGACUCUUCCUCCAGAAGCAGUCUCAGCUGCAGGCAUACUUUAAUCAGAUGCAGAUAGCAGAGAGCUCCUACCCACAGCCAAGUCAGCAGCUGCCCCUUCCUCACCAGGAGAGUCCUCCACCAUCACAGCAGGCCCCACCAUUCAGCCUGAGCCAGCCCCUGAGUCCCGUGCUGGAGCCCUCAUCUGAGCAGAUGCAAUACAGCCCUUUCCUCGGCCAGUACCAGGAGAUGCGGCUACAGCCCCUGCCCUCCACGCCUGGUCCUCAGGCGCCUCCGCUGCCCGCACAGCUGCAGCAGCAGCCGCCGCCACCACCUCCACCACCGCCACCACAACAGCCAGGAGCCACCCCAGCCCCCUUACAGUUCUCCUAUCAGACUUGUGAGCUGCCCAGUGCUGCUUCCCCUCCACCAGACUAUCCCACCCCCUGUCAGUAUCGUGUGGAGGGAGCCCAGCAGGGCGGGCUGGCAGGGCCAGACUCGCCCCGGAGCUCAGGACUGCAGGAGGCCUCCUCCAGCUAUGACCCACUGGCCCUCUCUGAGUUACCUGGACUCUUUGAUUGUGAAAUGCUGGACGCUGUGGAUCCACAACACAAUGGGUAUGUCCUGGUGAAUUAACCUCAGCGCAGGAAGUGAGGUGGGUCAAGUGAAGGAAGACGGUGUAUUUCUAUUUUUAUUCCAGCCUUUUAAAUUUAAAGCUUAUUUUCUUGCCCUCUCCCUAGUGGGGAGAAAUCAGGUCACCCAGCUGUAAUCAGAGGGCCUGCUUAGGGUGGAUGUUGCUUCCUCUUGCCUCUGUCCCACCACAAAGUUUUCUGUGGCAAGUGCUGGAAUAUAGUUGUAGGCUAGAGCUCAUGCCCUUAGGGUGAGAGGAGCAAGCUGUUGAGGGAGGCACCGACAAAAUGUUUCUGUAAGAAGACAUUCAGACCUAGCUUGUAUGCAGAGUUACACCAGUUCAUUAUCACAGGAAACCUUGCUGUAAGCAGGAACAUGUGUGCUAUUGCAUAUAUAGGGGCAAAAAAGGCAAUGUAUUUUUCACUGAAGCUGAACAACAACAUAUUGCUUCAAGGCAAAUCAAGAAUACAUAAUGAAAUUUGAUGGACAGGAAAUAAAGGAAAGUUGUAGCUGCUGAUGCAGGCUGUCCCCAAGGCUGUUACAAAGUGGUGGAGUGUGAGCUAUUUCAGGGGCUGCUAUGUAACACCAGGCACUGACCUGAGACCAGUUGUCUUCUCCCUCUGGGAGCAGGUGACACACAUCUACAGAAGGUGCCCCUGGGUUGCUGAGAGUCAGAAUAUACUCAGGGCUCCAAAGAUGUCACCUGCAGAACUGACAGGAAACCCCCUCCCCCCCAUCAGUGGAGGCGGGGGCAGGAAACUCGGGAAGGCAUCAAGAGCACCAGCCUCCCACCCCCACCCCGGCCAAGGAAGGCAGGCUCUGUCCGCACAGUCUCUUGUGGAGACUUCUGGUGUGGGGGCACUUGGUCUCCAGAGGACCUGUUGUCUCUUUUACAAUGUAAUAACUACUUUGACUUUACACUAUAUGUUGCUAGUAGUAUAUUGAGCUUUGUAUAUUUGGACAGUUUCAUAUAGGGCUUAGAAAUUUUAAAGACACGAGAAAUGAACUUUUAUGUCCCAUGUGAGGUGGUAGUGCUGUGCCUUUCCCCCAGAUCGUGCUUUAAUUCUUUCUUUUCUGUAGAAACCAACAGUUUCCCAUUUAUGUCAAUGCUAAAUCCAAAGUCACUUCAGAGUUUGUUUUCCACCAUGUGGGAAUCAGCAUUCUUAAUUUCCUUACAUUUUGACUUGUAAUUAAAUGUUCAAGUAUAACAGCAAUAUUCAAAGAACCACAGAUGUGUUAACCGUUUAAGCAGAUUGUCUGCCAAACACAUUAUAUUCCUAGUAAAACUCAACUAACCCUUACAAUUCAUUCAUCAGAGUAAGUCAGAAAUAGAUACUAAAGCUAGUUACCUAUAAGCCUAGAAGUAAUGAGUAACUGUCAUUUGGACAGUAACAUCCAGGUGUUAAAAAUUCAGUAUUAUUUAUAAAGGUAUAAUUUCUGUCCUCUAGAGUGGUUUGUCCUGUCAGCAGAUGACUGCAUUAAGCACAAAGCAGAGAGAAACUCCACUGACGCUGCGUCUAGAAAACACCUUUAAGUUGCCUUUCCUCUUUGUCGUAAGUGUCCAGACAGGUGAGGGCAAGCGUGAAAACUCUAGGGAGUUCCCUUCUGGCCACCUCCCCCACCCCCGCCAGCACUGGUAACUUGCAGUCUUGUUGCUGUCCAGAGACUGCCUGGUCACUGGGGCUCCGCGUGGGGCCAGGACACUUUGCAGAGGCACUGUGCUCGGGGUCGAACUCUGGGUGUCAGCAGGAAAAAGGGUAGUGCAGGGACUGUUGUUUCUGUGAUUUAAUAACAUGCAGUGAAAAUCCAGGAAGAAUGAAUUAAGUUCCUUCUAUGGGUUGCUUUUUCCUCCCCGAGCUUAAGAUUGAUGGUUUCAUGAAAUAGAGAACAUCAUUUCAUUUACGAGAUCGUUUCAUUGAGAUCUCUAAUCUGUUUUAAGUCUUUGCAAAAUAAGCUAGUUGUAAAAACAGGACUUGAUUUGUUUAGAUGGAAGGAGGAUGUUUUCCCAAAAUAUACUACAGAAGUGCUGUAAUAUUUAUGAAAUUAAAAUGCCUUCCAGAUUGAAAAUGGGGGCCAUUCAUUUCAGAACGGCAGGAAUGGUACAGUAACAGAUUGGCAUAAACUCCCCACCACCACCCCCCAACGAGGCUGUGAGCUGCUUAGCCCAAGAGACCUAGAGCUAUGGCAGGACAGUUAGGCCGACAUGUGAGGGACUGCAGAGAGGCUGCGGGCUGGAAGGUUAAGGGACGCAGACAAAUUGGGAAGCGCCCGCACAGCAGCAGCCAGGCCGCUGGACACUCCCUGGUGAAGAGCACGACCCUCCUGCUGGAACCCAUGUGGCAAGCUCCUGUUUGCUUAUCUCAUUUAUUUCAAGCAGAAAUCAAUAAAUUCCAUAACCAUCUGUAUUUACUUAAAUGUAAGCUGGUGAGCGGAGACUGGCUCUGGUGGCCGGUUGGGUGUCUGCAGCUGUGUCUGAUCUGUGCUGUUCUGGUCCCUAAACAGUGACCGGUGGAAGCCUCCAUUUGCUCCAUAAAUGCUAGGGAAACACUACGAAGGCUUGCACCGCUCUUUCUGUGAGAGGCUCCUUUGAAUUCCUGACUCCCUUUGCGGUCUGUUCCACAUUAGCGUGUGUACACUACUGUUUGGUGAUCGUUAGCUUUAUUAUCUGGUAAACCAGGCUCGUCGAAGAGACUUUGGUGAGAUGAAUCUGAGGUAAAAAUUUCAUUUGGCAAAAAAGUGCAAUAUGUGUGGUACUUUCUUUAUUUUGUAUGUUCCUUUUUUAAUCCAGAGGUGUUAGUCUCUGCCUUGGGAAAAAUGCACUAGUUCUGCAGUUUCCAGUUAGGCAAGUGUGUCUCUAGUAUUUACAUGCAACUGACAUGCUGGUCCCUGUAAGGCAAACAGGGCAUGUAACACAGCAGAAGGGAGUGGGGUCCUGCAGGUCACUCCCGGGGCGCUACACUGACCGUCCCCAGCCACCCCGAGCUCCUCUGCACUGCCCCUCACCACUUUGGGGACAGGGUGAGGGACAGACAGUUGUCUUUGCAAACAGCCUCUAGAACCCAAUGGGCAGGGACCAUGGCCCAUCAGGAGGAGCAGAGAUGGGACUCAAGGGUUGUUAGUACAGAUACAAGUAGAGCCUUUUCUUUUCUGUACUUUGUCUUCUAAAAAAGUCAUGGCCCUUUCUCCCUCAGAAUUAAGAAACUCCCAGUUGUUUAAACGGUGGCUUAGAGUCAGUGAGGUGAGAUGGCGGGAGCCUAGGGCCCAACUCAGCCUUUACCCUGCGCUCCUCCCUGACUCUGGCCCCUCGAGCAGUCAGGGGCCCUGUGCUCUGAUGGGGAGGGAGGGCCAGGCCACCCUGUGGGAGUUCUACCUGCCCUCUACCCUGUCCUCCAGCAGGGACUAAAGGCCCCAGCAGAGGGACUUGUCAGGGGACUGGCUGACCUUUCUGCCCACACACUGGAUGUCAUUCAUACCUACUACAGGCAGAGAAAUGCUUGAAAGAAUUCUGUGAGUCGCCGGAUGCAGUGGCUCACACCUAUAAUCUCUAGCACUCUGGGAGGCCAAGGUGGAUGGAUUGCCUGAGCUCACGAGUUCAAGACCAGCCUGAGCCAGAGCUAGAUCUCAUGUCUAAAAAAACUAGCUGGGCAUUGUGGCAGGUACCUGUAGUCCCAGCUACUUGUGAGGUGGAGGCAAGAGGAUGGCUUAAGCCCGAGUUUGAGGUUGCUGUGAGCUGUGACGUCAACAGCACUCUACCUAGGGUCACAGGUGAGAAGCUGUCUCAAAAAAAAAAAAAAGAAAGAAUUCUGUGAUUCUGUGCAGGUGUUAGGCUUGGGAAAAGGACAUAUUCUCGUCUAGAGAGUGAGUCAGUGAUCAGCCAGAAACCAAGCAAAGCUGAACAGCAGCAGCUUCCAGUCCUAGCCAGUCAAGGGUGCCAGCGGCGUGUGCCUCAGAGCAGCCUCUGGGGAGACGCAGGCGCAGAGGCUGCCGCCUCUGUGUGGGUCCUCCAGCCUCUAGUCCAGCCCCAGGUUGAUGGAUAUAUUGGGGUCAGAGUUUUUCUACUCUGGAUUGCAUUUAAAACCUCUAUCAACAGUUACACGUAAGCUCUCUAUUGGUUUAAAGAAACAUCAUAUUCCAGAUAACUUUUUCACAUUCAACCUCCCCGAGAGAUAAUGUCAUUGCCAACAUUGGUCCCCAGUGAAUGGCUGCUGAAUCCCUGUGCUGGGGCUGACCUGGCCGCAUCUGCACCCUACACUGGGAUAUCUCUGCUGCCUCCUCGGGAGCCACCUGCGCCACUCAGUCUCUCUGUACCUAGACAUCAAAGGGGAAAACUGGAGAAUAGGCAGGAAGUUGGAGUCAUAGUACAGGCAGGGUUCUUGAUUGUUUGUUGCUUCUAGGAAAUUUUUAUAGAACCUAAAGAGUGAUGUGUGGAGGACAAAAAAAAAAACACUUUAAAAAUUUACACAUCCCUUCUGACCAGUCCCAUAGUUUGCUCGUUCCUGGCCUGUGGCCCAGGCAAGCGGCUGUAAUUACAGAGCUCUUUGUCUGCCCCUUGUCAGCAGCAGGGUGACCUCCAGGCCCUGUUUGGCCCUGUAGUCCUGAUCUCCCGGGGCCUCUCACAUUCAUAUUUUACCAUUUUUUCCCAGUUAAGCAGCCUGGCUGCUCCGGGAAGACUUUAACCACCAUCCUGGUCGCCCCACCAUCUUUUGCGUGCCCCUUCUCUGGGCAGAUUUCAACCCAAUGGGCAGACUGGGGCACUUACUAGUGCACAGAUGGGAAAAUAGGCAGCAGGACGGCCCACAGACGUAGCCCGUGAGAGUCCCAGGGGGUCCUAGCCUAACACUCAGCCUGCCCGUCACAGGGAGCAAUAGCUUAUAUUUAUGUGUUAGCUUUCCAAGCACUUUCACAAGUAAUCUCUUCGAAUCCUCACAACAAUUCUAUGAAGUUUGUUGGAGAGGUAUUGUCCUUAUUUUUCACAGCUGAGAAAACCAAAGCUUUCAGAAGUUUGUGUGACUUAUCCAAGUCGCAGGGCUGGUGAGGAGAGGAGCUCGGGACAAGGACUUGUGGUGACUGGCUUCUGGUGUGAGAGGCCCUCUUUCCCUCCUCAGUAGCAUCUGACUCUUUUCAUAAGCAAACAGCUGUAUAAACAAAGCCCCCAUUUUGGCCAGGCACAGGGUGAAUGUGACAGUGUUCCCAGAACCUCAUUCUCCACUUGACAGCUGCCAAGCUUUGGGGGAGAGAUGCUCUUCAGGUGACACUACAGCGGUCCAGGUGGCCCUGCAUGGAAUAAGGCUGAGGAAGACAAAGACCCCACAGAUUGGCCAUCCUUCCAGUAUCUCGUUAACCAUAGAAGUUUAGGCUCACAGCAAAGAUGUCUAGUUUUUCCAAGUUACACAAAAUAAUUUCCUAUAGAAUUACGUGAUGGAAAGACACCCCUCUUCAAUUGCUAAGGAACUGAAUUGCAUGGGGUUAGACCACUACUGAAGGCCACCAGAUUCAGCCCAGGAAAAGGGGGUGCUCAGAGAAGAGGCACAAGCUCAGCUUUGUCCUGGGGGGCAGUCAGUCUUUCUUUGCAGUCAAGUCCCACCAAGUAAAAGUGCUUGUUAGACGCUUUUUAGGAUUAAAAAAAUGACAUACUUUAUUAAAUACUUUGUCUUUUAAGAGCCAAAGUGGAUAGGCAGGGGGAAGCUUUAAAAAUAGAAGUUUAGAACAACAUCCUGGAAAAAUAUGACCCCAAAUGGAAUAAUGUUACAUUAGCAAAUGCAGAUAACUAGAACUCACUGUUGGCUGUGUGAGGCUUGUCUGUCCAAGAUUUGCUCAGUCAAGGAAAUUCAAGUGGUGAGACUGUCCCACCAGGGAUGGGACAAGAAAUCUGCCUUCACCAAGAUCUCUUAGGAGAGAGAAGCAAAGAGAACAGGAGGUUUGCUUCAUUCCGGGGACAGCAGUUUAAUAAAUAAAAGAGAUACAGAGAGAUUUGCACUUUGUGGAAAGGGCAAGAUUAUUUGCUUAUUUCUGAAGGGAGGAGGAAGAUGGUUUUGCUGGAUGUUUGGUCUGUGAAAGAGUUACUUUUGACAAAGUUAAUCUAAUUGUAGUUAUUUUUUCUGUGCUUUAAAUUACUAAGAAAAAAAUCGGUGAGUUCAAUAGCUUUGGUAUUUUGAGUGCUAAUCAUAAUAGCUCCAAUGUGAAAAAAAUCAAAGUGUAACCUGUCACUCAGUGUUAGAAAAUUGCCUAAAAUGCAGUGUAAUAAAUGAUCUUUGUACCAAAUGGUAAUUUAAAUGGGGUAAUUUUCGGCAAGGAAAAUGUACUGUUUUUAUGUUUCCAACCCUCUUGAAUUAAAAUAAAAACAACUUGUUUUCUAAGA